AUGGACUCAGCGGAGAGCAUAAUAGCGGAGCAAGCUCCAGCACACACCGUUAACGGCGGUGGCGCUGACCUCCCCGUUGCGCCGGAGAAGGUGAACGGACAUAGUGAGCCGGUCGUCAAGCCUCCAUUCUCAUGGCUCCAACCUCACGUUCAAUUCGUUGUCAUCCUGGUCGGAUCCGACGAGAUUCCGUUCGCCCUUCACCUGGAUUUCAUAUGUGCUAGGUCAAAGUACUUCGAACAAAAGCUCCUUUCAACGCAGGACGAAAAGCCGUUCGAGCCCAUCGUACGAUUGCCCAACACGACGCCAGAAGUCUUCGGCUUCGCCCAAAAUUUUCUCUACACCGGUCAUGUCAUCUCGGUGUCAGGCGAGACGCCCUCGUACGAGGUACUCAUCGGCGUCUGGAAGCUUGGCCACAUGCUGGAUAUCGAUGGCCUCUGCGACAAGGCAUUGGCCGCCAUGUUGGAUUGUAGGCGCAUCACGAAGCACAUUCCCGCGACGCCACUGCUCAUCCAGGUCUGGGAGGAUACCCCGGAAGGCUCGUCGAUCCGCAAGCUGCUGCUCUCGUGGGCGGCCGAGUACAUGAGGGCAUCCGAAACACGGGCCGAGUUUGCCAAGUCCCUGCCGCAAGAGGUCCUCAGCGAGCUUGUCAUCAUCAUGAGCUCGCUCGAGUCUGCACCUCCUCCAGCUCCGGAGCCCUCGCCGGAUACAGCGCAGCCGGCGUCGGCACCGGGCACUGCGCCCCGGAAGAGUGUACAUUACCUUGAGGACGACAGCGACGAUGAGCGUGCACGCGGGGCGAAGAAGUCUCGUCGUGUGUCUGCCGUGGCACCAGCCGUGGCCAACACGCCUCCCGCUUCGAUGGAACGUAAGCCCCCCACGGUUCGCAAGCCUGUCAAGGCCGCUCUGCCAAAGCGACGGUCCAGCGCCGCUGUGGCGAUAGCAGACGGCGAUAUCAGCUUUUGGACCCGGCUUGUUGGCCCUUUCAAGGAUCCUGUUGAUCCUGAGAAGGACCACGUGCCAGACUACUUUGAGAAGGUCAAGAAACCGAUGGAUCUCGCAACGGUCAAGCUCAAGAUGGACCGACGAGAAUACACCAACGAGAAUGAGUUUGCAGCGGACGUGCGGCUAAUCUUUGAGAACUGUUACACAUACUGGAACAGAACCGACCCCAUGUGGGCAGCUUGCGAGAAGUUCCAGAAGACGUUUGAGGAUAAGUACAGCCAGAUGACCAAGACUAUCACCAAGCUCAUGCGGGAGCCUGCCGACUGA
This is a messenger RNA of Verticillium alfalfae VaMs.102, 1269 nucleotides long. RefSeq lists its product as hypothetical. The transcript is spliced from 3 exons. Bases 1 to 1269 code for a protein of 422 amino acids. NCBI's taxonomy places the organism in Eukaryota, Fungi, Ascomycota, Sordariomycetes, Glomerellales, Plectosphaerellaceae. Gene Ontology annotation, molecular function: protein binding. The record is from RefSeq and is a predicted model, not a curated record.